CAAAAUUACCUUAUUCUCAAAUGGUACGGUGAAUAUGCUAAGCUAGAUUUUAAGAACGUAAACGUUUUAGAGAUUGAUUAUGCCCUGGUUGUGCAAGUGUUAGCAACUUGCCGGAGAACAACUGUUCAGCUACACAGAUGGCGUCACGGAAACAGAUCACACCCUCAGUUCAGUUGUCCAAAUCCUUGUCGUGGUUAUUGAGACAUGGAGCAGAGAAGGAAGGGUUUCAACUUUUACCGGGAGGGUUUCUUUUUAUAGAUGAUAUCCUGAGGAAACCAAAGUUCAAGAGAUUUACUACUGAAGACAUAGUAGAUGUGGUCAACACCAAUGAUAAACAAAGAUUUCAUCUGGAGACUGAUAGCAUAACAGGUCAACUUAAAAUAAGAGCAAACCAAGGACACUCCUUAGUGGUGCCAGAUCUAGAGUUGAAGCCCAUCACCUCAGCAGAGCAAUAUUCUUCUGUUAUCCAUGGCACUUACUACAAAUUUUGGGAAUCUAUCAAACGCCAGGGACUGAAGAGGAUGACAAGAACUCACAUACAUUUUGCUGCUGGUGAACCAGGAGAGAGUGGCAUCAUCAGUGGAAUGCGGAACAGCUGUGAUCUUAUGAUUUAUCUUGAUCUGGAGAAAGCUCUUCUGAGUGGUCUGCAGUUUUUCUUGUCAUCAAAUAAUGUAAUACUGAGCAGUGGAGAUGAAAAUGGAGUGAUAGCACCCAUAUUCUUUCAAAAGGUUGUGGACAGGAAAACAGGUCUGCAUGUUAUUUAUAAAAUGGACAAAACUUACUUCAGGACAUCGCUUUUUUGGAUGAAACUGGAAAAAAUCACUAUCAGAAGGUGCUAGCGGAAUCUGAAUUGGUAUUAGCUGAUGAUCUUGCUGAUGAAGUUAGCAGGCAGAGAAAAGCUCGCAGGAAAAAAGGACAUGAGUCUGGAAAAAGAUAGUAAAACUUUGUGUUUAUGCAUCUAGUUUAGAAAAUAGCUCUGUCUGUGAUAAAUUUUUUAUUAGAUUUUUGUCUAAUAAAACAUGAAUAAAUAAAGUAA
Pomacea canaliculata is the source of this 1036-nucleotide messenger RNA. RefSeq names its product tRNA 2'-phosphotransferase 1-like. The transcript is spliced from 8 exons. Gene Ontology annotation, molecular function: tRNA 2'-phosphotransferase activity. Gene Ontology annotation, biological process: tRNA splicing, via endonucleolytic cleavage and ligation. Bases 138 to 839 code for a protein of 233 amino acids. Lineage: Eukaryota; Metazoa; Mollusca; Gastropoda; Architaenioglossa; Ampullariidae. The record is from RefSeq and is a predicted model, not a curated record.